CAACCCAUUGGUAUGGGAUCACUCCUGCUACAAGUGAAGAUAUGCCAGAGGAAGCUGAACUGAUCCAGACCAGAAAGAUGGUUGAAGAGCUGAAAUCAUGUGGUGUAUUUGAGAUCGGCACAAAAAAGCAGCACAGAGAAAAUGUUGUCAAGAGUCUGGAGUCUCUCUAUAAGAAGUGGCUCACAGAGACCUGUGAACGUAUGAAUUUACCUGAAGUGGUGACAGCAAAGGUUGGAGGCAAAAUCUUCCCAUUUGGCUUCUAUCAUCUGGGAGCUUACUCAAAAGGUUUGUAA
Molecule: messenger RNA, 293 nt
Organism: Notolabrus celidotus (New Zealand spotty)
Lineage: Eukaryota; Metazoa; Chordata; Actinopteri; Labriformes; Labridae
Product: poly(A) polymerase type 3-like
Exons: 3
Coding region: 42-293 (83 amino acids)
Source: RefSeq, a predicted model, not a curated record